GCGAGCGUGACGGUGAUGGAGGCAGCAGUAAGUCAGCGAUUGGGCGAGGAAGUCGGGGAAGGGAUGAGCCGGGCCAGUGCCAGUCGACCGCCGCCGCAGCUGCCGCCGCCGGCGAGCGGAAGCGGCGGCCGCCUCGCAGUUCUCGCGUCUCAUUUGUCCCAAUCUUCUCGGACGGCCGGCGAAAAGGAGGCCGCACUCGCCGCCGGCCCCUCCGACGGACCAACCAUUUUUGACAAAAUUUUGCGGAAAGAGAUCCCAUCUCAGGUGGUUUAUGAGGAUGAAAAGACCCUUGCAUUCAGAGACAUAUCACCCCAAGCUCCAGUACAUAUUAUAAUAAUUCCCAAGGUUAAAGAUGGAUUGUCUAGGCUCUCAAAGGCAGAAGAAAGACACGUUGAGGUUAUGGGCCAUCUUCUUUACGCUGCUAAGACCAUUGCAAAGCAGGAGAACCUUGAUGAUGGAUUCAGGAUUGUCAUCAAUGAUGGGCCUAACGGAUGUCAGUCUGUAUAUCACCUCCAUAUUCAUCUUCUAGGGGGACGUCAGAUGAACUGGCCUCCUGGAUAAGUUGUAUAUUCCCAAAGAGGUGCUCUGUUAUGAAAAUGUAACCGGUAACAUUCUCUUUAUCUCCAUCUGAUGUGAUGAGCAGUUUCCUUUAUGGUAUGUGCUCUGUAACUGCUAUAUACUGGUCUUAAGGUUUUCCGUUUCCUGUUUGCGACAACAUAGCCAUGUCAACAGAUUGAUCUCUGAAGCAGUGGCUAAUUUCUAUUGACAGCCGCAAGAGCAUCCUUCUUCUCCCUGAA
Messenger RNA from Oryza sativa Japonica Group (Japanese rice), 797 nucleotides. Its product is annotated as 14 kDa zinc-binding protein. Gene Ontology annotation, molecular function: adenylylsulfatase activity. Gene Ontology annotation, cellular component: cytoplasm. Lineage: Eukaryota; Viridiplantae; Streptophyta; Magnoliopsida; Poales; Poaceae. Gene Ontology annotation, biological process: sulfur compound metabolic process; purine ribonucleotide metabolic process. The record is from RefSeq and is a predicted model, not a curated record.